This is a messenger RNA of Cuscuta europaea, 1907 nucleotides long. Lineage: Eukaryota; Viridiplantae; Streptophyta; Magnoliopsida; Solanales; Convolvulaceae. The record is from the annotation of a GenBank genome assembly.
AUAACCAACUUCGCUUUGUAUCCCCUUUCAACAAGAGGGCCACAGGGUCAAGUGAAGAAGCAAAUGAGCUUCCAAUCAACAAGGAUGAUAUUAUGAGAUUUUUGGAUCUAAUGCAUGUUCAGAAAUUGGACCUGCCAUUUAUCGCUAUGUAUCGGAAGGAGGAAUGCAUGACCUUGCUGAAGGAUCCAGACCAGGGUGAAGUCGGUGAUUUUGAGAAUGCCUUCGACAAAAAACCAGUGCUGAAGUUUCACAAGGUGCUUUGGGGAAUUAUGGAUUUAGACAGAAAGUGGCUUCUUCUUCAAAAGUGAAAGACUGCCCUCCAGUCAUAUUAUAGCAAACGCAUUGAAGAGGAGUCACGCGGGGUGUAUGAUGAAACAAGGCUGUAUCUGAACAAACAGCUUUUUGAAUCGAUAUCCAAAUCACUUAGAGAAGUUGAUGAUGUUGAUUUAAAGUUUAACCUACACUUUCCACCUGGUGAAAUUGGUGUAGAUGAAGGUCAAUUUAAGAGGCCAGCAAGGAAAUCAGACUAUAGCUAUUACAGCAAGGCUGGGUUGUGGGAAGUUGCAAAUAAGUUUGGUUACAACUCUGAGCAAUUCGGGCUGCUGAUAUCUCUGGAAAAAAAAUAGAAUGGAUGAGUUGGAAGACCCUAAGGAAACACCAGAAGAGAUGGCUUCAAACUUCACCUGUAGGAUGUUACAAUCACCACAAGAAGUUCUCAAGGGUGCUAGGCACAUGGCAGCAGUUGAGAUUAAGUGUGAACCCAGUGUCCGGAAAUAUGUCCGUUCUGUGUAUAUGAUGGAUGCUGUAGUAUCUACAUCCCCUACUCCGGAAGGGAAUACAGCUAUUGAUCUUUUUCAUCAGUUUGCAAGGGUGAAGUGGCUCAAGGACAAGCCACUUUCAAAAUUUGAUGAUGCAGAAUGGCUUCUCAUACAGAAGGCUGAAGAGGAGAAGCUCUUGCAAGUUACUAUAAAGCUGCCAGUUUCCCCCCUUGAUAAGCUUUGUUCAGAAGCCAGUGAAAAUUACCUUAGUGAAUGUGUUAGUAAAUCUGCUCAACUGUGGAAUGAACAAAGGAAGUUGAUAUUUGAAGAUGCAAUCCACAAUAUGCUUUUACCAUCAAUGGUUAAAGAAGCACGUUUGAUGUUGUCAAGCAGAGCAAAGAAUUGGCUACUUUCAGAAUACGGUGAGCUUUUAUGGAACAAAGUAUCUGUUGGUCCAUAUCAGGUAAGAGAAAACGGUGGUAGCUCAGAUGAGGAUACACCGCCAAGGGUUAUGGCAUGCUGUUGGAGCCCUGGAAAGCCAGCAACCACAUUUGUGAUGUUGGAUUCGUCUGGAGAAGUUUUAGAGAUCUUGUAUGCAGGGUGUCUCAGCCUUCGUGGUAUGAAUGUUAAUGAUGAGCAGAGAAAGAAGAAUGAUCAGCAAAGGCUUUUAAAGUUUAUGCUAGAUCACCAACCUCACGUGGUUGUUUUAGGAGCUGUAAAUUUGUCUUGUACACGUCUGAAGGAGGAUAUUUAUGAGAUUAUUUUUAAGAUGGUUGAGGAUAAUCCGAGAGAAGUUGGUCAGGAGAUGGAUAAUUUAAACAUUGUGUACGGAGAUGAGUCCCUUCCCCAUCUCUAUGAGAACUCACGAAUUUCUUCCGACCAGCUUCCUGCUCAGCCUGGUAUUGUGAGGCGCGCCGUGGCACUUGGGCGUUACCGUCAAAACCCUUUAGCAAUGGUUGCUUCGCUUUGUGGGUCGGGGAGGGAGAUCCUAUCCUGGAAGCUGAGUUCAAUGGAAAACUUUCUCACUCCUGAUGAGAAGUAUGGUAUGGUUGAACAAAUCAUGGUCGAUGCUACUAACCAAGUUGGUCUAGAUCUUAAUUUGGCUAUAAGUCAUGAGUGGUUAUUUGGUCCUCUUCAAUUUGUAUCUGG